Molecule: messenger RNA, 426 nt
Organism: Frankliniella occidentalis (western flower thrips)
Lineage: Eukaryota; Metazoa; Arthropoda; Insecta; Thysanoptera; Thripidae
Product: endocuticle structural glycoprotein SgAbd-4-like
Exons: 2
Coding region: 1-426 (141 amino acids)
Cellular component (GO): chitin-based extracellular matrix
Molecular function (GO): structural constituent of chitin-based larval cuticle
Source: RefSeq, a predicted model, not a curated record
AUGACGGCCGCCGAUAUCCAGCAGCAGUUCGCCCAGCCCGCCUUCGCCACCGAGGCUUCAUACAGCAAUGCUCCCAAGUGGCGCAUCCUGUCUCAGGUUCAGGAGACUGAUCCUUCGGGCCCCUACAAGCUGAGCUACUCCACCGAGAAUGGCAUCCAGGUUGGCGAGGAAGGUUCUGUCGUGUCCAGCGCCGAGGGCCCCGUUAUCGCUGCGCAGGGUCCCUACUCGUUCACCGCGCCCGACGGCGUCGCUUACUCCGUCAGCUACGUCGCCGAUGAGAAUGGCUUCAGGGCAUCUGGUGACCACCUGCCCACUCCUCCACCAAUCCCCGCCGAAAUCCUCAAGUCACUCGAGGAAAACGCGGCCAGCGGCGAGCAAUACGAUGACCAAAUACUUUAUCAAAUAAGUCCAACGAGAAGCAGGUAG